Molecule: messenger RNA, 623 nt
Organism: Botrytis cinerea B05.10
Lineage: Eukaryota; Fungi; Ascomycota; Leotiomycetes; Helotiales; Sclerotiniaceae
Exons: 1
Coding region: 66-542 (158 amino acids)
Source: RefSeq, a predicted model, not a curated record
GAUAACUUCUUAAAACAACAACAACAACAACAGCAACAGCAACACAUCAGCAACACAUCAGCACAAUGCCUGCUAUCAUGCCAAUAGCUGGUUUCACAAAUGGUACACAGCCGACAGAAAAUUUUGAAUUAGAACUUGAGUGGUUAGAUUUACUGAAAAUCUUUCUCCUUACCAUGGCUUUCAUGGGGCUAGUUCUCGCCUUUGUAUUUUCGCUAGACUGGAUUUGCCUUUUGCUAGAAUGGAUCAAUCUUUCGAUUGAAAAGUGUCAGGAGAAAAUAAGGCAGAAUCUAAAAAAGCAAAGGAAGGCUUUCCAGAAGAAACAAGAGGCCGCCCGAAAGGAAGAGGAGGCCGCCGAGGAAGAAGGCCAGCCGAUUUUGAAUCCACGAAAGUUUAAGAACACACCUGACGAUGUUGACAACAGAAAGGCAAAGAAUUUGUCGAAUGGACAGCUGAGACGUGAGCAGGAAAGAGGGAUCGUAGGCAAAGAUCGAGAACUUCCUGUUGAAAAGCGACAGGUAGAUUAUGGUACAAUUACCAUCUAAGCUGCUUAACGGCAUUGGGGGAGAGUUCAGAGCCAGUUUGACCAAAGAUUAUGGACAUCAUUUGGUUAAGCACAUUAAACA